This is a messenger RNA of Peronospora farinosa, 384 nucleotides long. NCBI's taxonomy places the organism in Eukaryota, Oomycota, Peronosporomycetes, Peronosporales, Peronosporaceae. The record is from the annotation of a GenBank genome assembly.
AUGGAUGCUGAAGUGUCGACUGCAGAGGGAUCUAUGGCAUUUAUGGAGAGCCUGACAGUGUUGCAACGUCUUUUCAAAAAGGCACAGAACGAAGAAAGUAUUGAUAAUGAGGAGGACAAUAGACUGACGAAGAGGGAUGCUGAAGCGCUGGCGCGAAAGAAGGAGAUGAAGGAGCUGCGGGCACGAGCAAAGGCAGCUAAAGAGGUCUUUGCACAAGCAGCAGAGAGCGGCCAAGAACUUGAAGCAGCUGCAGCGAAGCGCAAGAGAGAAGAGGAGGAAAGUGACGAACAAUUGAGGAAAUUGGCGCAUGUGGAGGCACCAAAUACAGUCAAAGAAGCUGAUGCUGGUCACCUCUGUUUGUUUGCUGGUCACUUGUUUGCAUAG